UUGAAGCGUUACGGUUGGUCGCGAUUUCGAAUCGGAAAAGCCAGGGAAUUUCUGGCCCUCAAGAAAACACACAUAUAGUGUGAACAACGCGUCGGUCCGGACGGUGUGUGUUUACAUUGUUUGAAAGCCAAUUAAAAUUUGCUAUUGCCGACAUGUGCCAAAGCAAACCGAAAUACCGAAAUAACAAAUAGGAGAAUCAAAAUAAAUAUUCUGGUGUGAGAACAAAAUCAACGCCAGAGGUUCAAAAAUUAAAAAAAAAAAAAGAUAAAAAACAAAGCUAACAAAAAUGUGGAAAAUCUGCAUUUUUACAUUGGUAAUUGCGUUGCUAGCAGUAGCAGCUGCAACAACAGCUACAACAAUAGAGCCUAUAACAAAUGACUUGAUGACCAACAAUAACAACAACAAAAACAGUAGCAGCAGCCACGCCCCUUUGGAGGAAACUACCAACAGCCCCCGCCCUUUGGUUGAAAACAACCAGACUCUGGUGAAAAUUUCAACGGCGGACGCCGAGUCCCGGGAAAUUUCAGCUGUGGGCGGUUCAACCUCAACGGCCACGCCCACCACAACGGCAACCACGAGCACAACAACAACGCUGGCAACCACCUCGGUUGUUGUCGAAAACGAGGAAGCACCAACAUCAACAAUCAGCCAUCUAAUGACAACCAGCGAACCCAACCAGAAAAUUCCCUUAGCCGGGAUGGGUGAACUCAGCAGCGGCAUCAAGGAUGCACUGCAUCGCAUUAAAUUGAGCGAGAGCCCACAGGAAUCUGUAGCAACAACAGCCACUGUGGAGCCACCAGAGGCGGAGGAGCAGGAUGAAUCGGAGGAUAUGGCACUAACAGUAUCCCCCUUGCAAAUCCAAAUGCAGGCAGCAGCCUCAUAUCAAGUAGCCGAGACGUUGGCCGACUUGAACGAGGAGGAGCGUGCCCGGUACGAUGCCAUGCUGGCCCAGCAGCCCACGGCCAGUAAGCUGAACAUAGUGGAUCUAUAUCCUCUUAAAAUCGAGGACAUCCAGCCAAUGAUCCAAAACGACAAUGAGGAGCUGAUCAAGCAACGUACUAUUUUCACUCAACCCGAGAACACUGAGGAAUAUAAGCAGAAUCUAAUGCCCAAUGAGGUGGAGCUGGUUUUGAAUGAACAGGACACUCUGGAUCAGGACAAAAUCAAAAUCAAUCAAGAGAAGACAGUAACCACACCAGAAACCCUGAAAGUGGCUACAAUCAGUGUCAAUCAGGGCACCACGCCGGAUUUUACAGGAAAACUCUUGGCCGAUCAAGACGAUCUCAUCACCGAAAUCGAAAGCAAGUUCCAGAUUGAGGAAACCACCACAACAACCACUAGGAAGCCUCUGCCAUUGCUCCUGAGACCUGGGGAUACUUUCAUAGAUAGGAGGGUGAAGAAAAGCUUCGAGUUUCCCACGCAACAUCGCGCCAGUGAUGUGAUGGCCAUGCCACACAUUGAUUUCGCCAACACAAAGUUCCAAACCGAUGCGGAUCAGCCACAGCCGGCUGCCACACACCCCGAGUUCUCGACCACAAAAUUCUAUAAUAGCAAGGAGUUGUAUAACGAAAUGCUGUUGCAUAAUAAGCGCAAGUUAAUGAAGGAAACUAGUCCGGCCAAGUCAGCGGCGGAGGCAUCCUCAACAAAGUUGAACGUGACUCCUGAGGCUAAAACUUUUCAGCCAACAACUACUCCAGAAACUACAGUAAAAUCAACAACAUUGCAGUCCGUGCAGUCAGCAACAACAACCACUACAGCAGUACCACUAGCAUCAGUAGCACCAAUAACAACAAGUACCUUAAAGCCAACAAACACCGCAACUGGAAAAUAUCAGAAAGAGCUUAAGCGUGCCAAAUUAUUGCUCAAGGCCCUGACACCACCACAGGCCACCAAGUCCACUGACGACAAACUGUCGGUUAAAGCCACAAAAGCGGAGGAGGGCGGAGUCACCUCCACCAUCUCCAUCGCUCCGGCAAGGACAAGCCCACCCAUACUGAUGGCCACCGCAAGGACAGUGCGACCAGCCGGAUCUGUCGGAGUUAAUCCCACUAAGACGGCCUCAAAGCCAAUUGCCAGGCCGCGUAUUUUGAGUCGCCUGCAGGAGAAAAUCAAUUCGCUGGAGUGCGAGGUGCCCAACAUACCCCAGGACUCCCAUCUGUGGCGUGGCAACGAGACCCACGAAUUGUUGCUGCCCAUUGUGACCACGGAGCACUGUAGGCCGAACGAACACUGCAUACCGAAUGUCCUCACCUGGCGCGGCGAGGCGGAGAUCCAGUCCGGCGACAUUCUAAUUGUGGAAAUCAACGAUGCCAUGCUAAAUCCAUCGCACGAGCCAAAUAACACAAGCAGCGCGGUGCAUGCAACACAGGUGUACCAGGUGACUCGAUCCGGACACGAACACUGCGACGUCACCGAGGGUGUCCUGCUGGAUAUCACGCCCCUGGUGGUCGAUGGCAGGAAACUGGUUACACUGUAUGAUAAGGACCUCACCGAGGGAGUUAACUUGCUAAUUGUGGUGUCCGAGCUGUGGGGAGCACAGUGUGUCCGCCUGAAGGUGACCACGAAAACCGACAAUUGCGGCGAGAACGCCGACUGCUCCGGCAAGGGAGUCUGCUACUCGAACUCGGGCAUGGAGGAGUACGAGUGCCAGUGCUGCAGCGGAUUCGCGGGCCCGCACUGCGAGGAGAUCGACGCGUGUAAUCCCAGUCCCUGCACAAACAACGGCAUCUGCGUGGACCUAUCGCAGGGACACGAGGGCAACUCCUACCAGUGUCUUUGUCCGUACGGAUAUGCGGGCAAAAAUUGUCAAUACGAGUCGGAUCCUUGCAAUCCCGCCGAGUGCAUGAACGGCGGCAGUUGUGUGGGCAACUCCACGCACUUUCGGUGCGAUUGUACACCAGGGUUCACAGGACCUCUUUGCCAGCACAGUUUGAAUGAGUGCGAGUCGUCGCCGUGUGUUCAUGGCAUUUGUGUGGACCAGGAGGAUGGGUUCCGGUGCUUCUGCCAGCCAGGUUUUGCCGGCGAGUUGUGCAACUUCGAGUAUAAUGAAUGCGAAUCGAAUCCGUGUCAGAACGGCGGCGAAUGCAUCGAUCACAUUGGCAGUUACGAGUGUCGCUGCACCAAGGGCUACAGUGGCAACCGCUGCCAAAUAAAGGUUGAUUUUUGCGCCAACAAGCCUUGCCCCGAAGGACAUCGCUGUAUUGAUCAUGGAAAUGAUUUCAGCUGCGAAUGCCCAGGAGGUCGCAACGGACCGGAUUGUAAUCAAAUGCCAAGAACGUACUUUCAGCAAUGCACCGUAAAUCCUUGCACCCAUGGCGGCACUUGCUGGUCCAGCGGGGAUAGCUUCUACUGCGCCUGUCGUCCUGGCUACACAGGCAACAUGUGUGAAGAUGAGUUUGUGGUCGAGACCGUCGUUAGCUCCAGCGAAUUUAUUGUGGACGAUGCGAACGCUAGAAAUUUUAAUGACAAAACUUUCGGUUCAUCGGUUGUGCUUAAGAGUCCCAUUGAAUUGCAUAAUGCAUAUUUUGCGGCCGGAGUCCUGGCCGCCGCCAUUUUCAUCGUGGCCGUUGUGGUCACCAUUUGUCACUGCAAGGUCAAUCAGACGUAUCGGAAAUUCUCGACGCGCUCCACCUCGUUUAUACCGAUUCUGGGCUUCAGUCGACGGCCAAAAAUGCAGGGCAAACUCAAUAAGCACUGGCUGAGUGGCAAAGGUGUGGUGGCCGCCGGUGGUGUAGCCAGCGGAGCGACCGCGGGCGGGGCGCAGCGGGGCAGUGUCAGUGGUGCAAGUGGCACGCAGCAGGGCGCCACCGCAACACGCCACUUGCCGGGUCAGACACAAACGCAGACCUCGCUGCAGGAGCGACCUUUCCAACGGCACUUGGCCAUGAAUCUGGAGAACGACAUGUACUACACGGUGGACUUUAGCGAGAAUUCACAGCACUCGCCGUUGAUACAGUGAAACUUGGAUAAUGGCGGCGAUUGGUUAGUCAAAUUUAUCCCACAGAAGAGCGAGUGAGUGGGUUGUGGAAACCGAGUUACAGAAACAUUAUGAGUAGUUUGGGUUUGGGUUACUUGGGGGAUUGUGUAAUUAUCUUUGAUGCUACUCGUUGAAUAUUCCAAAUAUUGAACAGUAUCCGAUAAUAAUAAACUAAAAACGUGUGUAUAUGUGCGCAGAACCUAAUGAUUAUGAGUCCGGCUAACGCAAACACACAAAUAUUUAUGAUUAAUACAUGUAUCUCUGGCCUAAAUAGGCUUAGCAAACUGGUUUAUCAAGGUUUAUUUUGGCUAAGCACACACAUCCACAUCCGGAACAUCCGUAGCAUCCGUAGCUGGAUGAUAUUGUUUGAUAAUAAAACACACGUUACUUCUGGGGGGCAAAAGGGAUUAUAAUCUCGAAUUAUGUAAAUGUUAAAUACGAAACCAGAUCUGUUUUGUUUUGUUCUCUUUGCCAAAGUUUAUUGUAUGAAAUUUUCAGAUUUGUGCAAGGCAUC
Drosophila bipectinata is the source of this 4490-nucleotide messenger RNA. RefSeq names its product delta and Notch-like EGF repeat containing weary (gene wry). The record is from RefSeq and is a predicted model, not a curated record. NCBI's taxonomy places the organism in Eukaryota, Metazoa, Arthropoda, Insecta, Diptera, Drosophilidae. Gene Ontology annotation, biological process: Notch signaling pathway. Gene Ontology annotation, molecular function: Notch binding; calcium ion binding.